UUUCAUCGUCACUUCACCCACAAGCUGUCAACUUCCCUACCAUGUCUUCCAACAGCGUUGAAGUACAUCCUGAAUACAAACAUUUCGCUUCCAUUCCGUGGUGUGCCAAAAUACUUGCGGCAUUUUCCUCCCCCCACCACGUCGUCCACGUCUCUCAGAACAGAACGGUCCUCCCCACAAGAGAGAACCAGUACGUGGGUGGAACACUCAACACCCCGGAAACCAUCACUGCUUGGCUGGUCUUGCACCCGCGGCCCCAAGAACCGGACUGGAAAGUGGACGAGUUGUGUUCACUCAUCACUUUCAACAAUGGCAUGACUGGGUUUCCAGGCACAGCGCAUGGCGGGGUCAUAGCUCUGGUCUUGGAUGAGGUCACAGGUAUACAUAUUGUCGCACAGAGGCCCAAAGGAGCUGAACCAAACAAAGACUUCAGAACGGGUUAUCUUAAUACAUCGUUCUACAAACCCGUUCCGACUCCCGGGACGGUGCUUGUGAGGUCUAGGGUUACCAAGGUAGAGGGUCGGAAGCACUACGUCACUGCCCAGAUAGAGGGCGAGCAUGGCGACGUGUUGGCAAAAGCGGAAGUGCUGUACAUUUCAAUUAAGAACAAACUUUGA
Messenger RNA from Colletotrichum graminicola M1.001, 617 nucleotides. Its product is annotated as thioesterase superfamily protein. The record is from RefSeq and is a predicted model, not a curated record. NCBI's taxonomy places the organism in Eukaryota, Fungi, Ascomycota, Sordariomycetes, Glomerellales, Glomerellaceae. The annotation marks the transcript as partial. The transcript has a single exon.